AUGAGUAAGCUGGAGGUUAUGGAUCUUGAGAGAUCGGUUUACAAAGUAAAUAUUUGCUGCUUGGGCUGUAAGGCGAAAGUUAAGAAAGCGUUGAAAAUUGAAGGUGUGUACAACAGCUUUAUAGAUGCAGAUCAGGGGAUGGUGACUGUGAUUGGGAAUUUUGAUCCAAUCAGAUUCAUUAAGAAACUUAAAAAAGAAGGCAAACAUGCCGAGCUUAUGGUUGUUCAAAGGGUUUCAAACAACAACCAAGCUCAGCUCAACAAUCAGAUGCCUGCUGGGAAAGGUGGAAAAGACAACAAAUCUCAGAAGCCAAAGGGUGGCCAACAACAACAACAAGCAGCACAGCAACAGCAGCAGCAGCAGCAGCAGCAGCAGCAAUUCAAAGGGGGUAAAGCCAUGAAAAUGCCUCCUCCCAAGGACCAGAAAUCUGUGAAAUUCAAUUUGCCAGAGGAUGAAUUUGGUGGGAGUGAUGGUGAGUUUGAUGAUGAAUAUGACAGUGAGUUUGAUGAUGAGGAAUUUGAUGAGUUUGGUGAUGAAGAUUAUGAUGAUGAUGAUGAUGAACAAGAGUUUGGGCAUGGCCAUGGCCAUGGCCAUCACCAGCAGCAGCAACCCAAUAAGAUGAUGCCAGGUAUGAUGGGUCCACAAGGGCCUUAUGGGAAGAUGAUGCCAACCAUGGGAAAUGGCCAUGGGCCACAUGGGCCUGCUGGAAUGAUCAAUAUGCAUGCUAUGAAUGAGAAAAAAUUAGGUGGUGGUGGGGGGGGAGGCUCUGCCAAGAAAGGCGGGGUUAUUGAAUUUCCUGUGCAAUUGAAGGGCAAGAGUGAAAAUAAUGAAAAGAAGAAUGGCAAGGAUGGAAAGAAAGGGGGUGGAAAUGGCAAAGGAGGGGAGAAAAAGAAAGGAGAAAAAGAAAAAGAAGAGUGCAAGAGUGGAGGUGGCUUGGUGGGUUGGCUUAAAAGAAGUACUAGUAUAGGAAGGGGUGGUUCCAAAGGAAGUGGUGAUGGGAAAAACAAUGGCAAGGGCAAUGGAGGGAAAAAGGGUGGAGGCAAACAUGAUGGGGCCCGUGAACUUAAGAAGGGGAAAAAUGAUUAUCAUGAAAUUGAUGUGGUGCUCAAUCAUGGCAAGGGAGGGAAAGGGGGCAAAGAAAUCAAAGAAGGCAAAGAGGGGAAGGGAAACACUGGAGGCAAAGGAGGCGGCAAAGGAGGAGGCAAUGGAGGAGAUAUGCAUCAAAUUCAAAUGGGCCAAAAGGGCCAGAUGGUUCCAAUUGGGCAGAUGGGUCAAAUGGGCCAGAGGGGUCCAAUGGGUAAUUAUCCAAUGGGGCAGAUGGGUAAUGCUCCAGCAGUUCAAGGAUUGCCUACACCAUCGAUGAUGAACGGUGGAUAUUAUCAAGGGAUGGGGCCUGCUGGAAACCCUUAUAACCAGCAGCAGCAGCAGCAGCUCCAGCAACUACAGCAGCAGCAGCAGAUGCAGCUGCAGCAACAACAAUACAUGGCCAUGAUGAUGAACCAACAGAGAGGCAAUGGCAAUGGCAAUGGCAAUGGCAUGUACCAGCCCAUGAUGUAUGCCCGGCCACAUGCCCCCAUGAACUUCAUGCCUCCUCAGCAAAUGCCAUCUUCAAAUGAUCCUUACUCCAACUAUUUCAGUGAUGAGAAUCCUAAUGGGUGCUAUCUUAUGUGA
Molecule: messenger RNA, 1671 nt
Organism: Prunus armeniaca (apricot)
Lineage: Eukaryota; Viridiplantae; Streptophyta; Magnoliopsida; Rosales; Rosaceae
Source: the annotation of a GenBank genome assembly